This is a messenger RNA of Caenorhabditis briggsae, 303 nucleotides long. The record is from RefSeq and is a predicted model, not a curated record. Bases 1 to 303 code for a protein of 100 amino acids. The transcript is spliced from 2 exons. NCBI's taxonomy places the organism in Eukaryota, Metazoa, Nematoda, Chromadorea, Rhabditida, Rhabditidae.
AUGUGCAACGUCUCGGUAACAGUCAUAAUUCUCUUCGCACUAUGCUUCCAUCAAGCCAUGAGUGCCGGCUUUAUGGAUGCCGAGUCGGCGAUCCAAGUGCCACGUCGGAGCGCCGAGAUGUACUGGGUAAACCGUGCCAUGCCAAACAAGUACCGGAAAUACCGCACCUACAGUAGGAGAAGUGUCUCACGGUGGAAACGCAUUUAUCCGCUUCCAGGUGCUCUUCAGUCAAUGGCGCCCGAGGAUAAGAAGCGCUACAGUCAACAGCUGAAACUUCGUCUAGCCCAACUCACCCAGCACUGA